AUGAGCGACGUUGAAAGACUUUUGAAGCAGGCUGCUAUGCAAAUCGGUGCUGGUGGAAGCGCAGGCUUCGUUGAAGUCUGUAUUAUGCAUCCUUUAGAUCUAGUGAAAACUAGGUUUCAGUUGCAAGCCACAAAUUCGUCUUUAAAAAGUGCUGAUCCACACUACUACAAUGGUAUAGUAGACUGUAUGAAAAAAAUGUACAAAUAUGAAGGAUUAACGUCAUUCUGGAAAGGAAUAUUGCCUCCAAUUUUAGCAGAGACACCUAAACGUGCUGUGAAGUUUUUAACUUUUGAGCAAUACAAAAGGUUUUUCAUGUUUGGUUCCAGCACACCCACACCAUUAACAUUUUCCUUAGCUGGUCUUGGAGCAGGUAUAACAGAAGCCAUUCUAGUUAACCCUUUUGAAGUAGUUAAGGUCACUUUGCAAUCCAAUAAGGCGUUUGUUACACAAGUGCCAAGUACAUGGUCUGUGACUAGACAGAUUGUCAGAGAAAAUGGUCUGGGCUCAAAGGGCCUGAACAAAGGAUUAACUGCAACCAUGGCAAGAAAUGGUAUCUUUAACAUGGUUUACUUUGGAUUCUACCAUAGUGUCAAAGGAUAUGUUCCUGAAUAUGAGGAUCCUCUUCUCGAGUUUGGACGUAAAAUAGCAAUUGGUUUUACCUCCGGUGUCUUGGGAUCAUGCGUCAACAUACCUUUCGAUGUGGCCAAAAGUCGCAUCCAGGGCCCUCAGCCCACGCCUGGCGUUAUCAAAUAUAAUUCCACCGUCGGCGCUAUCAACUUAGUUUAUAGAGAAGAAGGAUUCCGUGCUCUUUACAAAGGACUGUUGCCGAAAGUAUUACGAUUGGGUCCAGGAGGCGCUAUAAUGUUAGUGGUGUACGAUUACGUAUACAAUUACUUAGACAAUAAGUUUCAAGUCAAAUGA
Messenger RNA from Parnassius mnemosyne (clouded apollo), 921 nucleotides. NCBI's taxonomy places the organism in Eukaryota, Metazoa, Arthropoda, Insecta, Lepidoptera, Papilionidae. The record is from the annotation of a GenBank genome assembly.